Molecule: messenger RNA, 1226 nt
Organism: Eruca vesicaria subsp. sativa (arugula)
Lineage: Eukaryota; Viridiplantae; Streptophyta; Magnoliopsida; Brassicales; Brassicaceae
Source: the annotation of a GenBank genome assembly
AAAAAAACCAUGGCGCUUCUUCUCGCCAGACGUCAACGAAGAUUCACAUCAACCACCACGUCUUUGGUUCGCCUCUUCUCCAAUUCCUCACCGGAUCCACCUCCCAAAAUCGAGAAACCUCCCCAGUCUCCGUCGUCCUUCACUGACGUCAAGAACUCUCUCAAGAACAAAUCCGCCCAAUCUCAGAAUCGAGGAUCACGAGCGUCGUUACAGGAUCUAAGCCUUAACCUCGCCAGGUUCCAGCGUAGAUCCGCCGCUCCGGAGAGCGUGCCGCCUUCUGUUUCCUUCGAGGCGCUAUAUAAUCGAAGAGGGCAAGAUAGUAAUUUGAGUAAGUUACGAGAAGAUUCGCAGUCCAACGUUGGUUCUAAUGAAGCAUUGCCGACGUCUGUGUACGUGGAAGAUGAAACAGAGGAGGAGACGAUGAUGAUGACGGAGUUUUUAAAGAUUUAUAAGGAAGAUGAGUUGGGUGAGAAGCUGAAGAUGCUUAGACCAGAGGGGAAGAAGGAAGGAGGGUGGUUCUCGUUGGAGGAGUUGAAUGAGAGGUUGGUUAAGUUAAGGAAAGUGGAAGAGAAAGAGGUUAAGAAUCAGCGUGGGAAGUUUUCUGUGUUAAGGAAUGUUAUUGGAACGCUUGAGGAUGACAAAGCUAAACAUGAUGAUGUUAUUUCCCUGCAGAGUCUUUUGGAUGGUACUCCUGAGUAUAAGCAUUAUCCUCCCAAAGAUGAGCUAGUUGAAACUUACUUCCACUCGGAUAAUCUGUCAUCUGCGGAGAAGAUGAAAGUUGAGCUCACGAAAGUCAAGGAAUAUUUCAAGAUGUCGGAAUCAGAUUGUGGUUCUGCACGCGUGCAAGUGGCACAGCUAACUACUAAAAUCAAGCAUUUGACCUCUGCUCUGCACAAAAAGGACAAGCAUUCGAAGAAGGGACUUGUAGCAAUGGUGCAGAAACGGAAGAAGCUGUUGAAAUAUCUAAGACGAACUGACUGGGAUUCUUACUGCCUUGUCCUGUCACAACACAGUCUUCGUGACAUCCCGGAUUACAAGAUCCCGAAUUACAAGGACAAAGCUUAGGGUUCUAUUUCCACACUCUUUUGGUUUGGUCAACACCCUGUUGGGACUCUGAGACUUAGCUGUUCAAAUCCUGUUAGGUAUUUUACUCUCUAGGGAAGAAACUCCCUCAACUCUUUGUUGUUUCACUAUUCAUUAAUAUUGCCUCUUACAUUUGGAGAGUG